AUGGCAACUUCUCUACACGCCUUGCGACAGAGACUGCCAUCAGACCCUGUAGCUCUCGGGAAGAAGGUCGAUGCAUUUUCAGAGCGUAUGCGUUUCAGGUUGUGGCUCCUUACUGGACAUCGAGAAAUGCCUCUAUAUCCACAGCCCGGGGGUGAGCUUCCGUUCUCCAAGGGCACAACUACAACUAGUUUAGUUGUGUUGAUGGCUGAGCCACACUUUGUCUGGUGUUUACCAACGUGGGCCGUGCUGAUGGAUCUGCACUAG
This is a messenger RNA of Neurospora tetrasperma FGSC 2508, 264 nucleotides long. RefSeq lists its product as uncharacterized. The coding region runs from base 1 to 264 and encodes 87 amino acids. The transcript has a single exon. The record is from RefSeq and is a predicted model, not a curated record. NCBI's taxonomy places the organism in Eukaryota, Fungi, Ascomycota, Sordariomycetes, Sordariales, Sordariaceae.